Messenger RNA from Cyprinus carpio (common carp), 3414 nucleotides. RefSeq names its product protein ZNF365-like. Gene Ontology annotation, cellular component: centriolar satellite. Lineage: Eukaryota; Metazoa; Chordata; Actinopteri; Cypriniformes; Cyprinidae. The record is from RefSeq and is a predicted model, not a curated record. Gene Ontology annotation, biological process: regulation of double-strand break repair via homologous recombination; regulation of DNA strand resection involved in replication fork processing; telomere maintenance.
AACUGAUGGUCUGCCGCACUGCAUUCUAAUGAAUCCUCGACGUUCUGAUCGAGUCUCUUCAGUCAGAGCGAGGCUUCUGCAUGUUUUUAGUGCGAUUGUUAUUUAACUCGUAAGGUGAUGACAUUUUGCAAGCAUUUCGCACAGGAAAACGGUAUCAUAUGAAAAGAAAUCAAUGCCACCUCUGUCGCUGCUGUCACGCUCAUUCUUGACAACGUCGUUAGUACCAGAUGACUUCAUACACCUAGAUGUCGUGCUGUAAUCUGAGUCAGAGAGGGACAGAGAUAUCAAGCAACAGAUAAUCCGAAGGAUCAACAGUUUGAUUAAAGGUUACGAUACACAAUCCCACUGCAGCUCGUUCAAGGUGUCAUGCAGCAGAAAGUGUGCACACGCAACACGGCACUGUUUGUGAAGAACGGUCAGGCGUGUGGAGCCGGAGCCCCUCCUCAACUUCCUUUCCGCUGCCCGCGAUGUGGAGAGCAUGAACGAUUCCACAGUCUUUCUUCUCUCAGAGCGCACCUAGAAUACAGCCACCCGUUCCACACUAAACAUGACAUCAGCCUCCAUUCCACGAGGGACCUUUCUGACACACAGUGCAUGGACGGCUGCAAAAUCUCCAAUUCCAACAUGCAUAAAGUACGUGAUGCCGGCACAAAUACUAACUCCACUGUGAGAGGAGAGCACAAGCACUUAUUCGGCGUGGACCAAACUCCAUCGCAGCAGCCCGCAGAGCAAAAGCUCACGCCCCCAGUGAGGAGCUUCAGUGUUGGGGACGCGGCGGCUGGAGCCGGACCCCUCUCGGCUCCUGUGGCCUCAGUGGAGAAGAGGCUGGAGGGGAUGAUGAGGACAGCCAAUAGCAGCAUGGAGCGACGUCUGCUGCGGCUGAGCUCAGAGCUGGCACAGACAGACACGGCUAUCCUGUGUGAGCGCGCUCACUCGCAUCACCUGGCCCAGGAGAAACAGGAAGUGCUGGAGCGAGAGCGGGCGCUCAGCAGACAGGUAGACGCCGCCGUUAUGGUAAUCGCCACCAUGAGGCAACAGCUCAGCGUCUCAGAGCACGAGCUGGAGAGGAGAGAACAGGAGGUUAUUACCAUCCAGAGGUUUCUGGAAGCGGCAGCACAGCAUGAGAUGUGUGGGAAGGUUCGCUUGCGACGGUUCAUUGAGAGCCUCUUGCGGCGGAUUUCCCUGGCCGAGAGACUACUGGAAUACUAUCAGAGCGCCCCUCACAGGCAUUAUUGCACGGUUCACUCUGUGCCUCUGCCAUCAGAGCUCGGUCCACACAGAAUAACAGAAAGCAGGUCUUCAGGAGACCAUCUUGAGCAGGAUGAAGAGCAGCAGUUACUUGGUCAGUCUGGAUGGGGACUGUCUAAAGGUUCUUCUGGGAGACUGGGUUACGACAGCUGGUCCCAGCGGAGGAGGUCAGAUGGGUACGAGGUUUAGGGACAGAGGCGGAGCUUAGCAAUGAAUGUACGUGCAAAUAACACAAUAUUACUGAAAUAUGUUGAGUAUAUUAACAAUAAUACAGUUGGGUACAAAGUCUGAGGCCACAUUGAAAAUCUUAUUUUUUGAUGAUUAUUUAUCAUUUGGGUAUGUUUUUUUGUUUUUGUUUUGUUUUUUCAUCAGGUUAUCAAUUACUAAGAAAUGUUGAUAUGGAUUUCACUAGAAACAGAAAAAGAGACUUGAAAAUUAUUAUUAGAAUCAUUUAAUUAGUGGCAGACGUUUGGACCCAACUGUAUGUACUGUAAAUAUGAGUUACGCAAAAGCCCAGUAAACAACAGCGAUGUCUAACUGCAGAUGGCAGAUUAGUUAUUUGACACUUAUUUGAAUCUUGAAUGUGUUUAUGAUCCAUCUGUGAAAUAUUUUAAUUAUAAGAUUGGCUGUAGACUGAACACAUGGUGGAGCUGCCCUUUAAUUCAAAUAGAAAAGCUGUCAUUACAGGUUGCUUACAUGAAGUGAAGCUAUAGUUAGUAAUGUUACAUGCUUGUUGUUUUCUAAUUAACACUACUUACUGUUCAGGAAAAUUAAUGUAGUUAUAUUAUCUAAAUGCAGGAUGAUGUUAAAACAAAACCCACUUUGAGCUUGUAGUUUGUUCACAAACUUUCUCUUAUAGAAAAUGCACUGUUUCAGCAAGAAGAAAAAUUAUGUAGCAAAUAUCAAAAUCAUUUAGUCUUUUUUUGAAGGUGCAGUUGUGUAUUUUAAAUAGUGGUGCUACAUUUUAAGGGAUGAAUAUACAUUACCCUGCUUAUGUCAGCCAGCCUCAUUAGAAUGAGAGAAAAAGGAAACUUUAACAGAGAAGAAAGUUCUCUUUUGUUUUAAAACAUGCAGCUAUUGGAAUAUGUAUAGAUGUUGUUAAGUGUUCUAAAAUUCAUUGCCAAGAACUUUGAUAAUAGAUCCUUUUUGCUAUUCUGUACAAUUGGAGCAAUAGCACUUAUGGACUUUAGGAAUGCACUUUCAUUUAAAAAGAUAGUUUACCCAAAAAUCAUUCAGUCAUCUUUUACUCACCCUAGUGUCGUCUGAAGAUAUAUUUUUUUUUACAAUGGAAGUCAAUGGUCGCCAAACCCAUUUAACAAUUGGUUACCAACAUUCUAUAAAAUAUCUGCUUUAGUGUUUCACAGAGGAAAGAAAUGCAUAACAGGUUUGGAACGACACAAGUGUGAGUAAACGAUUUGGUAUCAAAAUGUUUUCAUUUUGGGUAAGCUACCGUGUUAAGUGAUUAUAAUUACAGUAUUUAAGUCCUAAACUUAAAUGGCAUCUAGCACUGAAAUCAACCGAAUAUUCCAUAUUCAAAAAAUGUUAAGCUCUAUGGACAGAUUCUGACUGUUCUAACUGUACUGUUCUUUUUACAAGCUAAAGGAAAAUCACAAUUCAUGUUUGUGGAAUUCAGUAGCAUGUCACAGACACCAUAAAGCUUAACUUGAAAAAACUUGAAAAAAUGGAACGUUCAUUCUCAGCUCUGUACAACUGGAGCAGUAGCACUUUUUUUAAUUUUUGGCAAAACUGUGAAACAAUUCAGAUAAUAGCAGUAUACUACCAAAGUCCAUUAAAGGGGACAUCGGAUGCCCAUUUUCCACAAGUUGGUAUGAUUUUUUAGGGUGAUGUCUGUAGCAUACUUUGGUUAAGAUUCUUCAGUGAUCGUGUAAAACAACACCAUUUUCACCUUGUCAAAAACAGCGAGCCAUUUCGGUGCAUGUCUCUUUAAAUGAUAAUGAGCUACUGCUCAUCCCACCCCUCUCUUCCAUGAGGGGUUUUGACUAUAGACUGUAUAAUGUACGUAGUGUCCUUGAUGUCCACCGUAGAUUCCUGAAGAGCGUUUUUGAAGCUCAAAGUGGGCGGAGCCGGCCGUCACCAUCUUGGCAGCGCGUCACUCUCAGAUAAACGAAAAUGGGCAAAAAGGCGGGAGCUGGUUACUGAAGCCAC